UGAGCGACAUCACCAAUGAAUACAGUAUGAAUAUCCGUCAAGAUGGCCGCGCAGUGGUCAAGAACACUAUAGGUGCUUACAAUGAUGUAACACAUUUAUGAUGGCAGCCAUCUGUCGAUAACCGGACUUCCGAGAUCAAGAAAUGUGCCAGGAAUGCCCGUGAGCACAAGAUGAGCAUAACAGAAGCAGCCCCUGACGACGGCGUGGCGGUGACAGGUGCUGUGCAGGACAACAGGGUAUUGGCCAAUAGAAUGGCAGCCUUGCGUAUCAGCCAACCGCUGCUCACUCCGCAGCAACCAUUGCAGCAUCUAUCGGGUGAACUGAGACCAUCGGAAAUUAGUGUCCAUGAAAUAUCAUGGUUUACAGCUGACCGGGCAAAACAACAAAUGAGGCAUCCCUUGAAGGAUGUACUGCGGAGGGCUCGAGGACUGCUGAAAAUCGUCAUUAUACUGACAGCCUACUUUUGCAAUGCCUUUCCUGCGCAGUGUGGAGUCCUAUACGCAACACGUUUGAGGCUUCAUGCUCCCAUCGUUAUUGUCGAGGGUGCACAACAAGCCAAUCGAGCAUUACCCCCUCAUUGAAGGCCUGAUUUCAUCUUUUUAUUGAUUCUGCAUGCCUAUACCUUUGACUUCGAAUUUUAGAUAUCUGGAGAGAUAGCUGGCGAUAACCGGAGGGAACACGAACGGAGCGGCAGGAUGUCACUUGCCAUUUCUUAGGCACAGCAUGUAAUAGACCCCCAUUGUGCAAGAAUACUUCGGAGAGUACAAGUUAUACUCCUAGCGGAGAUACAGCAAAAAGCAGUCUUGUGUUGCUGAAGAGUAUAGCGCCGUUGAUCGGGAUUUAAAGAACCCUCGGCCACGUUGAUACCCCCGAGAUAUCACUGUCGCGCGUUAAAAAGUGAAUUGGAACAUGGGGAGUUACGAUGUGACGAGUAGGAGACUUAUACCGCGAACAGAAAUACUUAGAUAUCAAUAGUCUCAUUGGAAAAACACAUGUUUCAC
Messenger RNA from Aspergillus vadensis CBS 113365, 1001 nucleotides. RefSeq lists its product as uncharacterized. Lineage: Eukaryota; Fungi; Ascomycota; Eurotiomycetes; Eurotiales; Aspergillaceae. Bases 171 to 581 code for a protein of 136 amino acids. The record is from RefSeq and is a predicted model, not a curated record. The transcript has a single exon.